AUGAGUUCAACACAAGCGACAGACAAAGUCGAAAGUGAAUUUCUUCUUCUGAUCUUACAUGAAUUGAUGCAGAAAGUAAAGACUAGCGUUAUAAAGAACAAUUGUAAUCCGGAAUGGAAUGAGGAGUUAACUCUUUCAAUUAAAAAUCCAAAUGUUCCAAUCAUCCUAAGUGUGCAUGAUAAAGACACGUUCACCAACGAUGACAAAAUGGGUGAGGCAGAAAUAGAUAUUCAACCAUACAUAGAGUGUAUGAAGAUGGGCUUUCAGAACCUCCCCAAUGGUACUAAAGUUGGUGAAGGAGUUCAGCCAAACAGCAAAAAUUGCCUAGCCGAAGAGAGCUGCUUUGUCUGGAACAAUGGUAAAAUUUGCCAAGACAUGCGUCUUAAAUUGAGGAACGUAGAAUGUGGGGAGGUAGAAGUCCAGAUUGAGUGGAUUGAUCUUCACGGUCAUAAAAGUUCCCAGAGUUGAGGUAUGCUUUGUAUCGGCUUGUAGUAUGUUGUGAUAUAUGGGUUGGUAUUAGACUAACCAUAUAUGUAAUCUUUUAUGUCGGUACUCUGUAGUAAUUAUCUUACAAUGAAUCCACCAAUCAAAUGUAUCAGUCUGUUUGUGAGAACAAGAUUGAUGUUUUGCAUUGGCAGUGCUUCCAUUUCCAUGUCAUGUGACCUAACACUUGGCUUGAAUUUUGUAGUUCUGUGUUGUAAUAAUAAGAAAUUCCUUGCCUACAA
Molecule: messenger RNA, 725 nt
Organism: Camellia sinensis
Lineage: Eukaryota; Viridiplantae; Streptophyta; Magnoliopsida; Ericales; Theaceae
Source: RefSeq, a predicted model, not a curated record